Messenger RNA from Chinchilla lanigera (long-tailed chinchilla), 4438 nucleotides. It is a transcript of the gene Syde2, whose product is annotated as synapse defective 1, Rho GTPase, homolog 2 (C. elegans). The record is from RefSeq and is a predicted model, not a curated record. Gene Ontology annotation, biological process: signal transduction. Lineage: Eukaryota; Metazoa; Chordata; Mammalia; Rodentia; Chinchillidae.
GGGCCACGGAGCCCGCCGGCCUGCUGCGUCCCGGCGCCCGCGACCCCGGCCGGCCCUCGAGAAACCCGUUCGGGGGUCCUGCGGGGACCGCCGCGGUACCCGGCGGCAAGGACGGCUGCCACGAGGGGCCCCCCUUCCUCAAGCCGCCCGCGGUGACCGUCAGGAAGCUGCAGAAGUGGAUGUACAAAGGGCGCCUGCUGUCCCUGGGAAUGAAGGGUCGCGCCCGGGGGGCAGCCCCGAAAAUCCCGGGAGCACAGGCAGCCUCUGCCAGUGCGGGCGCCCUGAAAGUGCACGGAACCCGCGACCUGUCGGCGCCUCCGGACCAAAGAGUCACACUGACAGAUUUAUUUGAAGAUGUCUAUGGGUCUUCAAUGAAGGGAAGAGAACUUGAAGAUCAGAAGGAUAAUAUAGAAUUCAGAGGUCAUAAGCCACUUAACAGCAUCACUGUUUCGAAAAAACGCAACUGGCUGUAUCAGAGUAGUCUAAGAUCUCUUAAUCUGGAAGAAGAAAAUAAAAAAUACCAAAAUAGAAGGAAUUUAUCCGUCUCACCUGUGACUCCACCUUACCAUCAGCUAUCACAACCUUUCCUUAAAUCAUCUGAAGAAUAUUGUACCUAUAUGGUUUGUAAUGCUACAAACUCUUCAUUAUCAAGAAACUAUUCUUUACACUUUAAUGAAGAAAAUGAUGCUGAUGAUGAAGGAGAAAUAUGGUACAACCCUAUUCCUGAGGAUGAUGACCUUGGCAUGUCAACUACUUUGAAUUUUGGAGAGACAAACCCUGCUGUCUUAAAGCUUCCAGCUGGCAGUUUGAGCAUACUCUCUGGUAGUGACCUAAUGAAAGCAGAGCAGCAUACUGAUUUGUCGUGCUCUUCUGAACACAUGGGUGAUAUUCAGACCAUGCAGUUAAAUGAAAUGAAUCCUAUAAAUUCCAUCCAUUCCACAGAAUUUAUGCCACAGCACAUGCAAAAGCUAGGAAACAAGACUCAAGAAGAUAUGAUGGUGGAGGACAGUCCCAUAUUAAAAUCUCCUUUUGCAGGUCCUGACAUCUUAGCUGCUGCAAAUAGGACUGAACUGGGAAUUAUGGAACCAUCUUCACCAAACCCCAGCCCUGUGAAAAAAGGCAGUUCAAUUAAUUGGUCUUUACCAGAUAAAAUAAAAUCUCCACGAACUGUGAGGAAACUUUCCAUGAAAAUGAAAAAGUUGCCAGAAUUUAGUCGAAAGCGAAGUGUCAAGGGAACCUGGAAUAAUAUAAACAGUCCAGAUAGUACUCCUUCCUUUUCUAAGUGUAACUGUAGAGAAGUUCAUCAUACUGUUAUUCUCCCUUCUGGGAAUACUACCACAGCUGCUAAGAGGAAUGUGAUAAGCCGGUACCAUCUUGAUACUACUGUAUCUUCACAGCACAGCUACCAGAAGAAAACCUCUGUGAAUUCAAAGUAUUCCUGCAAAGGUGGUUAUCUCAGUGAUGGAGACUCACCUGAACUUAUAACUAAAUCUAGCAAACAUGGACCUGAAAACAAAUUAGGAAAAGGAAAAGAAAUCAUUCCAAGUAGUUGUAGCAAAAAUGAAAUAGACAUAGAUGCUUUUAGACAUUAUAGCUUUUCUGAUCAACCUAAGUGUUCACAGCACAUAUCUGGGCUCAUGAGUGUGCAUUUCUAUGGGGCUGAGGAUUUAAAACCCCCUCGGAUAGAUUCAAAAGAUAUCUUUUGUGCGAUUCAAGUAGAUUCAGUAAACAAAGCAAGAACAGCUUUGCUCACAUGUCGGACAACAUUUUUAGACAUGGAUCACACUUUCAACAUAGAAAUUGAAAAUGCACAACAUUUGAAAUUAGUAGUAUUCAGUUGGGAGCCCACUCCAAGAAAAAAUCGAGUGUGUUGUCAUGGAACUGUUGUUCUCCCCACCUUAUUCAGGGUGACAAAGACACAUCAGUUGGCUGUCAAACUUGAACCUAGAGGUCUUAUUUAUGUGAAAGUGACUCUUAUGGAACAGUGGGAAAAUUCUCUUCAUGGACUAGAUAAAAAUCGAGAUUCAGUAAUAUUUGGUGUUGACAUUCAAAAAGUUGUAGAAAGAGAAAAUGUAGGAUUGAUGGUGCCACUUCUGAUACAGAAAUGUAUUAUGGAAAUUGAAAACAGAGGCUGUCAGGUGGUAGGCCUGUAUCGAUUAUGUGGUUCAGCAGCAGUCAAGAAAGAACUUCGAGAGGCUUUUGAGAAGGAUAGCAAAGCUGUUGGUCUUUGUGAAAACCAUUAUCCAGAUAUAAAUGUAAUAACAGGUGUUCUUAAGGAUUAUUUAAGAGAGCUUCCUUCUCCUCUGAUAACAAAGCAGCUUUAUGAUGCUGUACUAGAUGCAAUGGUGAAAAGUCCUUUGAAAAUGUCAUCAAAUGGAUGUGAGAAUGAUCCAAGUGAUUCUAAGUACACUGUGGACCUGUUGAAUUGUCUGCCAGAUGUUGAGAAGGCGACCCUAAAGAUGUUGUUGGAUCAUUUGAAGUUGGUGGCUUCUUAUCAUGAAGUGAAUAAAAUGACCUGUCAGAAUUUGGCUGUGUGCUUUGGACCAGUGUUACUAAGUCAGAGGCAAGAGACUUCUACCUAUAACAACAGAGUCUUUACUGAUUCAGAAGAACUGGCAAGUGCUUUGGAUUUUAAGAAACAUAUUGAAGUUCUUCAUUACUUACUUCAACUCUGGCCAGUGCAACAUUUAACUGUCAGCGAAUCAGCAGACAAUUUGUUUCCAGAGCAGUCAUCUUCCCUGAACUAUUUGAGGCGGAAGAAAGAACGACCUUACAUGUUAAAUUUGAGUAGUACCGAUUCACUGGGAGUACUUAGGCCAAGGCAGACUAGAUUAGACAGUCCACUUAGCAAUCGUUAUGCGGGAGACUGGAGCAGCUGUGGAGAAAACUACUUUUUAAAUACAAAAGAAAAUUUAAGUGAUGUGGACUAUGAUGAUGUACCUGCAGAAGAUAGAGAAAAUGGAGAUUACAGCAAAAUGGAUGGAUCAGAAAUAAUGAUCGAACAGCCAAGUCCCACAUCCAGAGAAUGCGCACUUCAGUCAUACUUGACAGUGCAGACGAUUGAGUCUACAGUGGACCGAAAAGUUAAUCUCAAAGAUCUACAAGAAAGUAUUGAUACUUUGAUUGGCAAUCUGGAACGCGAGCUCAACAAAAACAAGCUUAACAUAAGUAUUUGAUACUGAGGAAUUUUAUCUGGUGUUUAAUAAUGUCUUAAAGUUUCAAAUUACUCCUCAUUUUCUUUUAUUAACCUCCAUUGGUGGUGUUUUUAUUUUUUUAGUCCUGAAACCUUCAAUUAGUUUCUAAAAAUUCAUAUGAUUCAAUUAAAAACACUAUUUAGUAACAUAAUUUUUACUUACUCAUUAGAAAAUUUUUCUAGGGGUAAAGGGAACCUGGACUGUUUGGAAUAUUUUAAUAGGCCUUGCUACUUCUAGGGAGAUAACUUUCUAAUGCACUUAAAAGGUUCAGGUAAGUUAUUAGCUUGAGUUUUUGUAUUUUAUAGGAACUGCUUUUCUGUAGCUGAGACAGAUGCUCCCUUUAGUAAUAAGUUGUUCCAGAGGAACAUUGCAGCUGCUCAGUCUGGUCUGCAGUAGGAGUUCUUGUACACUGCAACAUCAUGUGGUCUCGUUUCAUUUGCAAUGCAAAUGCUGCUAUAAGAAAACCUUUUUAUAAAUAAAAGUAAAAUUAUACAAAUAUUAAUGUAUUCUAUAUUAACAUUCAGUCAUUAUUUAAGCUUAUACAAAUUAAGUAUUUUUAUAAUCCUGAAAAUAUGUAUAUAUUUAUAAGUGCAUAUAUGUAUAGGUAUUAGAGUGAAAGAAAGGGUUGACUGUAGAAUCACAUGUAUUUUUAAAGAUAUAUGUCAUGGCACCAAAGUUAUUAACUAAAAAUGUCUUUUUCAGAGAAGUGACAUUUAAGUUAAAAGAAGAUUUACAUAAAAACUUUUGAAUAAAAACACUCAAGAAGCACUGAAUAGAAAUAAUAGACUUCCUUUUUGAUUUAUAGACAGUCGCAGUAUUCCAUGAAAAGUCAUCUUUCUUUUAAGUGAUGAAAUCCUUCAAUCUUUUAGUGAUAAAGUGUCCACCUUUCUGCACUAGUAACUUAGAUUUUAAAAACUUCAACUCUUCUAUGCAUUUUUGUAUUCUGUGGUGUGUUGAAUAUUUAUUUUAGUAGCACAUUUAUAAUAUUGAUUUUAUAAUUACCCCCAUUUGUUCCCAAAGAAAUCUUGCCAACAUACUACAUGGUACUGAUUUUUUAAAAUUAACUUAUUUGGGCUAAAUGUAUCUGUAAAUUAGUUAUCAUAGAUAUCACAGCAGUGUUUGAAAAUGUAAAUUUAGAAGACUUUUUUAAAUUGGAAAUUUUUAAAAAGUUUUAUACCUACAGAAUUAUGUAAUUUUAAAAUUAUAAAUAAAAUUUGAAUUACCAACUUUUAAGGUGUAACAGG